UGGAGUACAAUGGACGGGCCCCUACAUUCAAUCAAGAUUGAUCCUCAUUCUGCUUGAAGCGAGCAGACCAAAACCAUCAGCUCAAGGAAAGAAUCGGGGACCCGGCAAGUGCCGCUUACUGUCUUAGUCUAAAUGCAGCUACUGGUCGGGCGGUUCCUCUACCUUAACUCUGAUGGCAGAAAAGAGAGAACUCGACAGUAGUUCUGCAGAACAUUCACUCGCAAAACGAAUAAAACUAGCCAGGCCGGUCCUUCGAAAUUACAAGGCUCUUCUCGAAGAGGUCAAUAUGUUUGGUCUAGGAUCUCUGGGACUCCUAUUGGGUGAAGAAGAUGACGACUCAGAGGAACCCAGCAAAGAUGACAUUGCAGAAAUAAUCAAUGCUUGGAAGAGGCCACAAAAAGUGCAACGUUCGUUCACAUUCUCCGAACUACCUCUGUAUGUAUUGCAGAAUCGUUUGGGUGUUCGAACGAGCGGUCGUAAUUGGAUCAAGAGUCGGAUGGAGCUACGCCAGGGCUCCAAGUAUUAUUCCGUUGACCUCGAGCCCUUAUACCAAGAACUCGAAGCCAUAUAUGUGUCGUCCAACUUUUAUAACCAGGUUGCAUCUCGUUCGGUUGUCAAUGCCUACCUCUCAUUCGUCUCCACAACCAUGAAAAAAGAGCGAGAAGCCAGCAUCAAGGCUGCUAUCAAAGCUAGAAUCGAAGCUAGUCCCAGUUUCGAUAUCACACCACUCAUUCCACCCCUCGAGUCUGACGAUCAAGUACUGUCGUCUUUUCUGGAGGCCCCAGAAGGCGCAAACUCACCUUCGACGCUUGCCGAGUUCAGCAUCGAUGAUAAAGUAAACCUUGUAUGGUGGGGAAACCGGCUCCUGGCAGGCAAUACGAUUACAGCCUUGGAAGGCGUCAAGGAUCUAUGGAAUCUUUAUCUGUAUCCAGAGAUAGACAUCGACUCUGCUGUCUUCAAAGAUGCAUCUCAGGACGGCCAGAGACUGACCCUGUCUGGGGUUAUCGAUUAUGGAAUGCUGGUAUUCAAGACAUGGGAUAUAAAUGGUGUCUAUUUUGCCGGUCCAGAGCAGGUCGUCAAUGGGUCCUUGAAGGUCGGAGAGCUUAGCCUUCUCUAUGUCGAAACCAAAAUCGAAAACACGGGUAGUAUACGAUUUCUAUACAAUGAACCGCUGACCGAAGCAUCAGCCCAAGCGCUCGCUCUGAGCACUCUGUCCAACCGGCCAAACAUACGAUUCAUUGUGACAAACUCGUCCAAUUGGAUGUUGGCUCAUCUGCGUAACGGACCGAGCCCCGAGAUUGUAUACAUGCCUCCUAACAUGAUCCUCAAAUCUCAACAUCCCUUUGAGAGGUCGUAUGGAUCCGUGCAGGAGCGGGAGUAUCAUGUGCAGCUUUGGCGGACAGCGGUGCGGGAAAUUUUUAUGACGUUGAUGGAAUGGUUGUUGCCGGAGAGUGAUUCAUUGAUCAAGUCUCCGCCACCACUGUCAGCAUAGGUAGCUGUUCGACCAGCCUGAGACUUAUACUGCGAUGCACGCGCGCACUAACCAUCCAUCGACUAACUCUAAGUUGGCCAUCUCCGGAUACGUUCGUUGAUGCAUGUACAUUAUGACGCCGAGAGUCCAAUUUCAGAUCAUAUUUUCCUUG
Desarmillaria tabescens is the source of this 1643-nucleotide messenger RNA. RefSeq lists its product as uncharacterized. The coding region runs from base 173 to 1492 and encodes 439 amino acids. The transcript is spliced from 6 exons. The record is from RefSeq and is a predicted model, not a curated record. NCBI's taxonomy places the organism in Eukaryota, Fungi, Basidiomycota, Agaricomycetes, Agaricales, Physalacriaceae.